Cuscuta europaea is the source of this 2244-nucleotide messenger RNA. The record is from the annotation of a GenBank genome assembly. Lineage: Eukaryota; Viridiplantae; Streptophyta; Magnoliopsida; Solanales; Convolvulaceae.
UAGAACAAGAAUUGCACCGACAUAAUUCCCGCUUUUUUCAAGACCAAACGAGGACCAUUGACGAAGAAGAGCUCGAGGACGAGGACGACGAUGUGGAGGAAGCAAUUCCGGAGAGCCACGACGACGUGGAGGAGGAGGGUGGCGGCAGCCAUGACGCCGACCAAGCAGCCUCAUCCCAAACAGGUACAAAAAAAAGUAAAUCUGAAUUAAUGGCUAAUAAUUUUUCUAAGUGGAAGAACCCGAACACCGGGAAUUGGACCACAACUUGCAAUUGGUGCAAGAAAAAUUAUAGCUUGGGGAUUUCCGGCGGAUACGGAUCCGCCACAAGACACCUUAAGUCCAAACACCCGGUGGAGUAUGCAAAAUUAGGCGGCGGAACGGGGAAACAAAUGCAAAUAUCGAGGUUUGCAAAUAACCAACAAGCUUUUGGUAAUUUCUCAUACAAUGAUGCACAAAAUUUGACAGGUAUGGCUAACUUACUUGUUGAAGAAAAUUUGCCUUAUUUGUUUUCUGAAAGUCUUGCUUUUCGUGAGUAUGCACAAACUUGUUUAAAUCCGCAAUAUAGAGGUUAUAGUCGCAAAACGGUUAAGAAAGAAAUUUCAAGGCUUUAUGGUGCGGAAAAGGUAAGGUUACAAAAUUAUUUUGCAAACUUUGAUGGACGUGUUACUGUAUGUUCUGACAUAUGGGAGGAUACUUAUCAUAAUUUACAUUAUUUGGGUCUGACUGUACAUUAUAUUGAUAAUGAUUGGCAUAUGCAUAAACAUGUUCUUGCUUUCCGUGAAUUUAAUGAUCGUCACACCGCUGAACAUAUUUAUAUUUUGAUUGAACGUAUUUUAAUUGAGUAUAAUUUAAUUGAUAAGGUGUUUGCUAUUGGUUUUGAUAAUGCUACUAAUAAUACUGCUGCUAUUCCUAGAUUGCGUGAAUUGUGUGGUUCUACUUCUUUGAUGGGUAGAUUUUUUCAUCAACGAUGUGCAUGUCAUGUUCUAAAUUUAUGUGUGCAAGAUGGUCUAAAAGUGUUGGGAGCAUCGUUGGAGGUAGUCAAGGGGGGGAUUAGACGUAUUUGGGGUAAUGGACACCUUAGGAAAAAAUGGCAUGAUUAUUUGAUAGAAAGAGGUGAAAGAUAUGUGGCUUUUCCAAAAGAUUUGUCUAUUCGUUGGAAUAGUACCUAUAAGUUAAUUAACGUUCUUCUUAGAUAUAAACAACAUUUUCCUGCUUUUAUGAAACAAUAUGAUAACUAUAUUAUAAACUCGGCUGAGAUCGACACCUGUGAAGAAAUUUGUAAUGCUUUGAUAUAUUUUAAUAAUGCAACUGAAACUUUUAGUCAUGUUUAUAAACCUACCUCAAACCAAUGUAUUCGUGAAGCUGUUAAUCUCGCCGGUGCUUUUUCAAAUUUUGAGAAUGCUGAUUAUGUGAGUUAUUUUGCUGGUUUUAUGAAGGAAAAGUUUUUAAAAUAUUAUUCACAUAUUCCGCAUAUUUAUGGUAUUGCAUUUGUUCUCGAUCCUCGUUUUAGACUUGGUUCUUUAGAAGAAUGUUUGAAUUAUUAUUAUGCUGCUUUUUUGGUCCAUUGCCAAUGUAUGAGGACAACCCAAUUGAUCCGAAAAAGGAAUACAACGAGGUUAGUGAUAUAUUUUAUGCAUCAUUCAAUGAGUUUCAUGCACAAUAUGGCAAUGCGCCCCCUCCCCGACACAAACAUCAUCUAAAGGAAAAUCAAUUUUCAAAUCUACGUUUGCCAAUCUUAUUAAAAAAACAAAAUCAACUCCCGCUACACAACAAAGCACAAUUAAUGAGAUUUCUUUGUAUUUAACUUAUGAUGUUGAUUUUGAAGAAGAUGAUGAUUUUGACGUACUAAACUGGUGGAAGGGAAAAGAAAGAAUGUUCCCGGUUUUAGCAAAGAUGGCUAAGCAAGUGCUAUCAAUGCCGGUUUCAACGGUUGCCGUGGAACAAGAAUUUAGUUCGGCCGACAAUGUUCUAACACAAACCAGAACGAGGUUGAGCGCUGAAUCUCUUGAGAUGCUUAUAUGCUACCACGAUUGGUUGAAAGCAGCACGUAGAGCUCAAGAAAUUGACAUCACUCCAUCCCAACACUUUAUGGAUGAAUCUACAGAGGGUGGCUCUACUUAUGUCGGAGAUUCCGAUUAAAAACAAUUAUAGUUGUGGCUCAACGGUCACCAUUUUUUUUUAAAUAAUUGAAGGCUCUACUAGCCGUUGGGAGACCUCCCAAACGGCUCUAUAGCCGUUGUGAGC